AUAGCACAAACCAUCUAUUACAUUAUUAUUUUUGGUGCAAUUUAGUUGACAUUGCCUUGUACAGAUUGGCAUGAAUACGCGACUACAUAGAACAAUGCCAUUUAGUUCAUAUUCAAAAUACAUUUGGGAAACUCCAUGGACUUCGACCAAUGGAAAAUACAUAAGGUAAAAAGAUAACCAAAUGCAUUACAUUGAAUUAGAAACAUUUGCGACAGGUUUGACCUGGGUUUUAUUGACAACCUAAAUUUUUACUCAACAAAGUUGAACAUUAAGAUUUUUUUUCAGUAGUAUAUUUUUAAUGAUUACCUUGAUCAAAAUGAGUGACAAUAUAGCAUCUAUCAUUAUCUGUACUUCAUGAACAAUACCAAUGGACAGGAAGGAAAUACGUGACAUCGUUCUUCUAUAAAUAGAGUGGCUUUUUACCACUUAGAAUGCAUGCACAAUUGAUGUUCAUGCACUUGUAGGGUGUAUACUAUUAAACGUCUGCUGUGAUUGUGGUUUGAUUUAUUUAAGAACUUGUGCUAUAUUUUCAACUAUUUAAAACAGAUAGAUUGUGAAUCAAGUGGUUUUAUGUCACAUGGAAUAAUAGUUUGAAAACGUUAUACAAAAGGAGUCCCAUGCUUUGGACUAUAUUCACGGAUUUUUAUUGAAGGAUUAUGUCGUAACUUUCCUUUCAAUGGUUAAUUUAAUACAGUUCGUCGUUGCUUGAUACAACUUAACUUUAAUAAAUGUGGACAUCUAUUAAUACUUCCUUGUAUGUGUCAGAAUAUAGUACACAUUUAAAAUUCACUCGGGUCGGUAUUAAUCGAGAGAAUGUACGCUACCAUAUAUUCUGUUAAACUACGCACUAGGAGCUGCGUUUAAAAACAUUCAUGAUUUUCGAAGAAACAAUGGAAGUGAUAAUGUAAUAAUAAGCAAUGUUAAACGAGGAUUAGAAGCGUUUUGAUAAUAUCGUUACGGAUGACCUCUGCCAUGAAAAUUGUAAGAGAGUGGGUGAGUUUUUUGUAUGGAUGAUUCAGACGGGGAAAUGCGUUUGCUCGCCAUCCCGGAGUACUUAAUACUUACGCUGAACAUGUGUUUUAAAGUUCAUACGGUUAUUUAUUUGAAUUGAGUUUUUUAGGCAGUGAAAGGGCCAUACGAGGGUGUCAUAUUAAGUUUUAACCACUUGAAAAUGUCAAACCAAACAUUGUUGCCAUGUAUCUAAAGGAGGAGGAUCAUGGUUUUCGUACGUUUAAAUCAUUUCAAUUCAUAAUCGAACAAUACAGUUCAUUUUAAGUGUCAGGUAGAACGGGAAUUUAAUAUAAUGCAGAGGUCAGGAUUUUGUUACGUUUUUAAGUAAUCAUUUUGCAAUGAUUUUGUAUCGCCAUGGUAAAUACCUCGUUUAAGUCAUCGACAAGUUACUGUCGUGAUAAGUUAUAAAGAUGGGGAAUGUGCACCAUUGUUCGCCGUGUUCGCUUGUAGGUCGCGACACUGAUUUAAAGGCUCUUUUACGUCACACCAAGUUGAAGGCAGGGUAUAGAUUAAUCCAGAUAAACGGAUCCGAAAAGGUUGGAAAGUCCAGGGUUAUUAAAGAACUUAUUAGAAGGAUACAGAGUGACGAUGACUGCGAGAGAAAGCUUUUGUAUCAAGACGUUAACCUUGACGUUCAAUGCAACUUUUCCCAAAAGUCGUGGGUCAAAAAUAUGUGCAAGUCAUUUGGAAAAAACUUUCAAGCCGUUGAACAAAAACUCAGCGACCAACGCGUGUGUGAGUUCUUUAAAGAAUGGUUCAUAGAUGUUGUGGCCGAGCAAGACGAGAACGUGCUGUUAUUUCUCGAUAACGUGGACUCCUUUAUGAAAUCACCUCUAAAAGACAACUUCCUUGACUUUCUGAAUAUGUCUCUCAGCGAGUGUUCUAGAUUGCAAAUCGUGCUUACAACGUCCAUUAAGUUAAAACUCACACAAAAGACUGUAAUAGAUCACGAGGUACGCCCGCUAGGGGACGACGCCGUCAUGUGCCUGCUCCACGAAGUGACAAACAACUACUACAAGGACUGCGAACUAGAGGAUCGCGAGAUGCACAACGACUAUCUAGAGGGGGUUGCGAGACUGUGCGAAGGUCGGCCGCAAAUCGCCAUUACAGCUGGUGUGCUACUCUUAGAAGACGAUUAUUUAUUGGAGCCGCGGGAACUGCUCGAACUCAUGAUUUCCUGUCGCCGGCGUUGCCUUAGUCCCUAUAACUGUCCAUCUGACGAGCGAAUGGAAAAGCUGGGUGAAAAUUUUAAGCAGCUGGAUGAAGAGAUACAGACGUGUUUCAAGCGGUUGUCCCGUUCUGGACCGGAGGCGACCAUAGCUGAAGAUUCAACCUUUGCCAUUCUCAACAGAGGAAACGAUUCGAUUUCGAGAGUGAAGCAAUUUGUUGUAAAGAAACUUCUUGACCAUAACUUGAUGAAGAGACAGCACGAGGACCGGACGUUCGAGCUCCAUGGUGUUGUGAGGGAAAAUGUGCUCGCUCCAACAGACUCGGAUUCAGAAGAGGGCGUCCUGGUCGCACGGACGAAUGCCCUGAAACUCGGACUGACGUUAACCGAGGACGAACUGAGAGAGCCACGCCUCCUCGAGGCUGCAUUGAAGGAUGUAGGCAGACUCAACGAAACUGCACUCAAGGAAAUGAAUAUGGCUGGCGGUAAGAGGUACAGCCGGUCGCCGCUUUCUCCGCGCGUGGCUGAGGAACAUGAGGAGAAGGCGGCGUGGCAGUACGCAGCCGACGGCCAAGGGAAUCUCACGCUCGUGGAGACAACGUGUACGAGAGACAUUCUUGGUAAACAGGAGGAAGUGGGUUCCUCCACGCCGGAGGAUUCCUUGCUACCAGAAGAGCAUGAAAAAUCUCAUGUUAUGAACACUCUUGAGGAUUUAAGAUACGAUAGUAGACGAACUAUUUCUGUUGACGACAAAGCUGCUCCUUUCUCAAAUACAUCUAGUUCGAUCCAGCCGGUAGCUGUGUCGAUCGCCGUCUGCGCUAAGCAGCCUCCCUCCUACCACACUAUAGAUCCCACACUGCCUGCGUAUGAGUCCCGUCGUUUAUGCCUCGAUGAACAUCCGGCCGGUGAACUGAUGGGCCGCGGCACAUCCCCAUCCCCUUAUGUUCGACCUUUUCCGCAGGGACAAGCGCCUCCAAUUCAAACGCAGUCAAGUAUUGCACUUGUGCGGCCGGAAAUUAACUCUCUUGCACUCCAAACCGGGCCACUCGCCCUCACCUCGGACAGGUGCUUUGGGUGUGUGCGUCUAGCAUCGACGUAAAAGACAAAUAUGCAAAACCUAAAUUUACGCUAAAACGUGUUUACAUUGUAUUUCUUAAAUGCUAUUUAAUGUAAAUAAUUUGUUCUUUUGUCAUCAUAUGAGGUGUUUUGUAAACAUAUGUCAUACUUAUGUCGAUAUUUGAUCUCUAGUCGUGUUUAGAGCAGCCCAUUAGUUGUUGCUAUUUUUAGCGGUUUACGAUACAUGUACUGCCAUAACUUGUUGUAAACCACGUCGUUGGCUUGAAUAUUUCCAUACACGCAUUGAAGCUCGUACAGGCAUGUCAAUUUAAGUAUAACGUGAAAUUGAUUCUUUAAUUAUAAAGAUAGACCUAUC
Molecule: messenger RNA, 3611 nt
Organism: Mya arenaria
Lineage: Eukaryota; Metazoa; Mollusca; Bivalvia; Myida; Myidae
Exons: 7
Coding region: 1422-3278 (618 amino acids)
Source: RefSeq, a predicted model, not a curated record